Chanos chanos (milkfish) is the source of this 805-nucleotide messenger RNA. It is a transcript of the gene gatad1, whose product is annotated as GATA zinc finger domain containing 1. The coding region runs from base 68 to 805 and encodes 245 amino acids. The transcript has 5 exons. Gene Ontology annotation, molecular function: sequence-specific DNA binding. Gene Ontology annotation, biological process: chromatin organization; regulation of DNA-templated transcription. Lineage: Eukaryota; Metazoa; Chordata; Actinopteri; Gonorynchiformes; Chanidae. Gene Ontology annotation, cellular component: nucleus. The record is from RefSeq and is a predicted model, not a curated record.
GCUAGUCGGCAGAAAGUAAACGACCUUUCUCGUCAUCUAUAUACGUUUUCUUUGUUCUUUAUGAAAGAUGCCGCUGGGUUUAAAACCAUGCUGCGCUGUAUGCAAGACAAAUUCGUCCUCGAUGUGGAAGAAAGGAAACCAAGGGGAAAUCUUGUGCAACAACUGCACCGGUAAGACUACAAGUAGCGGUGGUUCUGGACCAUCGGCCUCCGCUAACGUACAACAGAAUAAUGGCGGGGGAAAGCAGUCAAAACAAGAAAUCCACCGGCGAUCUGCGCGGUUAAGGAGUACUAAAUACAAAGCACCAGCAUCUGAGAAGAAAGUGUCUACGAAGGGAAAGGGAAGACGACACAUUUUUAAACUUAAAAACCCCAUCAAAGCUCCAGAGUCAGUGUCGACCAUCAUCACAUCAGAAUCUAUCUUCUACAAGGGCGUUUAUUAUCAAACUGGAGACGUUAUCAAAGUAACAGACGAAGAUGAUGGUAAGCACUAUUACGCUCAGAUACGUGGAUUCGUCCAGGACCAGUACUGCGAGAAGAGCGCUGCACUAACAUGGCUUAUUCCAACACAAGCUAGCCCGAAAGAUCAGUUUGAUCCAGGCACUUACAUCCUCGGCCCAGAAGAGGACUUACCGAGGAAGAUGGAGUACCUUGAAUUUGUAUGCCAUGCCCCAUCAGAAUAUUUCAAGUCACGGAGUUGUCCAUUUCCUACAAUACCAAUUCAUCCUGAGAAAGGCUACAUCUGGACCCAUAUAGGACCGACACCUGCUAUUGCAAUCAAAGAAACUGUUAGCAACAACACUUAG